AUGGCUCCUGAAAAGCUGCAUGAAGCCAUCAAUCUCGCUGAGCUCGAGCGACUUCAAAUUGUCCUACAGGAUCUCUGUAAGGCGGUUCCACAAGCUAGAACUUUUGUCGAGCAGCAACUCCUAGUUUCCGAAUCUGAUAUUGGCAGCUCGGGCACUGAGGGUUCCGACAGCGACAGCGACAGCUCCACCCCUCGCACCACAAAAAAUAGAGGUUCAAAACGGAAAGCCACGGAUCAUGAAGACUUGAACAGCAAAGAUACCUCGGCCAAUGGAUCCUCUAACAAACGACAGCGUCUUCGGUACGCAUUUUGUACAAACUGCAAAGAGGAGUUCGACGUAGCCGAUAACCGUCGUGGAGAUUGUAUCUUCCAUGAUGGCGAGCUGGAGCCCGACUACGAUGAUUUUUUUGCAGAUCACGAUGAAAAUAUUCACGGCGAUAUAGAUUCGGACUUCUGCAAAGAGGCAUAUCCAGAAGGAUAUACUUGGUCGUGCUGCGACGGGGAAGGGAUAUACUCAGAAGGCUGCCAUAAAGGUAAACAUGACGUGGACCAUGGUCACAAACCGCACGCACAAAGGCCGAAUAUCUGGGAUUAA
Molecule: messenger RNA, 594 nt
Organism: Xylona heveae TC161
Lineage: Eukaryota; Fungi; Ascomycota; Xylonomycetes; Xylonales; Xylonaceae
Exons: 2
Coding region: 1-594 (197 amino acids)
Source: RefSeq, a predicted model, not a curated record